AUGCCUCCCGGGUCCGGGCAUCCGCAGCCCCAGCUCCCGGCCCCAUCGCCGCCCGCUGCCGCGCCUCAAUGGCCACAGUGGCCGGCCCCGGCCCUCGCUGCGCCCCCCACGCCACCCGGGUCUGUACCGCCGCAGCUGCCGGCCCCGCCCCCGCCCAGCUCGGGGCCCGGGUCACCCACGCAGGGAGGCGUACCGAUCCAGCAAGUGUGCUUUCCGCCGUCACCGUCCCCAGUACCGGCCUGGCUGACCGAAUCAUCGCUGCCACCCGUCUACACGUCGGCUGGAGACCCGCCGGCACCCACUCUACAGUUCGGCGAUCCCUCCGGCUCGGCGGGGCACUCCACGGGCCGCGGCCAUGCUGACCGGGUGCCCCAAUCCUCGCUGCUUCGCACCUUCGAGCCAGUCAGCCACGGCGCUCCGACUCAUACACCGCCGCGGUUUGCCAAACUGGACUUCGCCACUUAUGACGGCACGGAGGACCCCCUCAACUGGCUCAACCAGUGCGAGCAGUUCUUUCGCAGGCAGCGCACCCUCGCCUCGGAGCGUACCUGGCUCACCUCUUACCACCUCCGCGGCGCGGCACAGACCUGGUACUACGCCCUCGAGCAGGACGAGGGCAGCAUGCCCCCUUGGGAGCGCUUUCGCGAGCUCUGUCUCCUUCGUUUUGGGCCACCGAUCCGCAGGAGCCGCCUGGCAGAGCUAGGCCGCCUUCCCUUCACCUCCACGGUUCAGGACUUCGCCGACCGUUUCUAG
Messenger RNA from Aegilops tauschii subsp. strangulata, 753 nucleotides. NCBI's taxonomy places the organism in Eukaryota, Viridiplantae, Streptophyta, Magnoliopsida, Poales, Poaceae. The record is from RefSeq and is a predicted model, not a curated record.